AUGUCGCAAUCUCCCAUGAUCUCCGUGCCUCUCAAGGCCACCAACGAGAUCGACUGGGUCGCGCCACUCAAGGCCUACAUCCGCGAUACCUAUGGCGACGACCCUGAGCGUUAUGCCGAGGAGUGUGCGACGCUCAACCGCCUGAGGCAGGAUAUGAGGGGGGCCGGCAAGGACAGUACUUCCGGAAGGGAUAUGCUCUAUCGAUACUAUGGCCAGCUUGAGCUCCUCGACUUGCGGUUUCCCGUGGAUGAGCAACAUAUCAAGAUCUCAUUUACAUGGUUCGAUGCCUUUACCCAUAAGUCCACUGCGCAAUACUCCCUCGCCUUCGAGAAAGCCUCCAUCAUCUUCAACAUCUCCGCCGUCCUUUCCUGCCAUGCCGCCUUUCAAGACCGUGCCGAGGAAUCAGCCCUCAAGACCGCCUACCAUUCAUUCCAGGCCUCGGCCGGCAUGUUCACCUACAUCAACGAAAACUUUCUUCAUGCGCCCUCGUCUGACCUGAGCAGAGAAACUGUCAAGGCCCUCAUCCAUAUUAUGCUUGCGCAAGCUCAGGAAGUCUUUCUCGAGAAGCAGAUUGCCGACAAGAAGAAGAUUGGCUUGCUCGCAAAGCUGGCCUCGCAAGCCGGUUAUCUCUACGGGCAAGCGCUCGAAGGCGUCCAGGAGAACGUUAACAAGGCAAUUUUCGAGAAAGUUUGGGUUAUGUUUGUUCAGAUCAAAACCAACCUUAUGAACUCGAUGGCCCAGUACUACCAAGCUCUUGCGGACGAUGAUGCCAACCAGCAUGGCACCGCGGUCGGCCGCCUGCAGGUCGCCGAGGUCCAGGCGAAGGAAGCUGACCGAGUUGCGAGGAACUUCCCGAGCUCGGUUCCCCCGAGCUCUAACCUUAAUGCUGAAUGUGGUGGGCUGCUUCAAGAAUUGGCCAAGCGACAUUACACCACGGUUCAACGCAAGUUGGAGGAAUUGGUGAAGGAUAAUGACUAUAUUUAUCACCAAACAGUACCUGCAGAGGCUACCCUGGAGCCUGUUUCCAAGCUACCUGCUGCGAAGCCAAUCCCCGUUAGCGAGUUAUACGCUGGGCAAGAUAUCCAACGCAUCACUGGCCCCGAUCUCUUUGCCAAGAUUGUUCCGUUCUCGGUAACCGAGUCGGCAAGCUUGUAUGACGAAGAGAAGGCAAAACUAGUUAGAGCCGAGACGGAGAGAGUCGACACUGCCAACGGCGAGAUGGCAGCGAGCUUGGAUUACCUCAGGCUACCUGGGGCACUGCAGGUGUUGAAGGGCGGCUUUGACCAGGAUAUCCUCCCCGACGAGGACUUUCGACAAUGGUGUGAUGACGUUUCCGACCACGAGAACCCGGUGUCCAUCUUUGACUUCCUAAGGACUGAGAAAGAAUCGAUUCUCUCUAUCCUGGAAAAAGGCACCAAGUCACUGGACAUGGAAGAAGGGGUAUGCGAGAAGAUGCGAUCCAAGUAUGAGGGCGAAUGGACGCAACAACCUAGCUCGAGAUUGACGACGACUCUGCGAGGCGAUAUCCGAAACUAUCGAGAUGCGCUGGACGAAGCGUCGAGAAGCGAUAACCAGCUUGCGACCAAGCUCCGCCAAAAUGAGCGUGACUUUGAUGAGAUGAGGCGAGCCGCUCAAACGGGUGGGGUUGACCAACUGUUCCAGAGAUCUGUAGGUCAAGCACGGGAACGGGGCAGCAACACCGCUAGCCCCGCGGGUGGCGAGACCAACCUCCUGGAUACCGACUUUGAGGAAGGACCAAGUGUCGUGGACCAGAUCAACAAGGUAGAGGAUAUUUUGAAGAAGCUCAACCUUAUUAAGCGAGAGCGGAAUCAAGUGCUGAAGGACUUGAAAGAAAAGGCCCACAACGAUGAUAUCUCUCAAAUCUUGAUUCUCAACAAGAAGUCGAUAUCAAACUAUGAGACGCAGUUGUUCGAGCAAGAGCUGGAAAAGUUCCGACCUCACCAGAACCGACUCUUGCAGGCCAAUCACAAGCAGUCCAGCCUGAUGAAGGAGCUGACGUCGUCGUUCAACAAGCUCCUGCAAGACAAGAGGGUUCAGUCGGAGCAGAGCAAGUACGAAAACAUUCAGAGACACCGAUCGACUGUUAUCAACAAGUAUAAGCGAGCUUACCAAGAGUUUCUUGAUCUGGAAGCUGGACUGCAGAGCGCCAAGAACUGGUACGCAGAGAUGCGGGAGACGGUGGAGAGCUUGGAAAAGAAUGUCGAGACAUUUGUCAACAACCGCAGGUCGGAGGGGGCGCAACUCCUGGGCCAGAUUGAACAGGAGCGUUCGUCCAGCAAGAACUCACACGCCGAGAUGGAACGAGAGCGGCUACGGGGGCUGAUGGAAAGGAUGUCGAUGGAUCCGGCCAAGUCAUCACCACAACCCUCAUCAAACCGGCCGACGCCAACUCCGAUUUUCCAGUCGGGACAAGCGCCUCGAUACCCGCAGACCAACUUCCAAGGACAAUACCAGGUCCCCAACUCUCCUCCCGCCAACCAACAGACGAUCCCGCAGCAACAGACCUACCAAGGUUUCCCUGGCCAGCAGACAACGCAGUCGUUUAGCCCGCCGCCUGGCGCAGCCUUUGCACAACCCGCUUACAACCCUAGCCAAUAUGGGCGGACGCCAGGGCCGACGUCUCCGCCUCCCAACCAGACGUCCUUUGGCAUGAACGCGAUGCGAGGUCCCGCGUCGCCACCGCCGAACCAGACGACGUUUGGACAGCAGCGCCAAUCGUUUAGCUCGUUCGGAGGCCCUCAGGCGCAGCAUACCCAAGGAGGUUAUGUGCCCCCCGGGUUUGUACCACCUCCUCCACCUCCUGGGCCGCCUCCGUUAGGGCCGCAACAGACAAUCCACUACGGCAACCAGGAGUAUGACCCAAACACCGGUCACCUGCAGAGUGCGCAGCAGCAACAACAGCCUCACGAUCCUUGGGCUGGACUAAAUGCGUGGAAAUAA
This is a messenger RNA of Ilyonectria robusta, 2961 nucleotides long. Its product is annotated as vacuolar protein-sorting protein BRO1. Bases 1 to 2961 code for a protein of 986 amino acids. Lineage: Eukaryota; Fungi; Ascomycota; Sordariomycetes; Hypocreales; Nectriaceae. Gene Ontology annotation, biological process: protein transport to vacuole involved in ubiquitin-dependent protein catabolic process via the multivesicular body sorting pathway. The record is from RefSeq and is a predicted model, not a curated record. Gene Ontology annotation, molecular function: protein binding. Gene Ontology annotation, cellular component: endosome. The transcript is spliced from 4 exons.